Anthonomus grandis grandis is the source of this 3548-nucleotide messenger RNA. RefSeq names its product beta-1-syntrophin. Gene Ontology annotation, molecular function: protein binding; structural molecule activity. NCBI's taxonomy places the organism in Eukaryota, Metazoa, Arthropoda, Insecta, Coleoptera, Curculionidae. The record is from RefSeq and is a predicted model, not a curated record. The transcript is spliced from 7 exons. Gene Ontology annotation, cellular component: dystrophin-associated glycoprotein complex; intracellular anatomical structure. The coding region runs from base 286 to 1794 and encodes 502 amino acids.
ACCAACACGUACAACGUACACGGACUCGUUGUCGCACGAUAAUUCAGUGAAAGCAAACAGUGCAAACACGCUUUUCGCCGAACAACGAAAUUACACGGGCGCCGCAACGUCUGACCAGCUCCAUUAAGUUGUUCUGUAUGACGUUGGGAAGCGAUUUCUCGACUCCUAUUUGCUCUGCUCGAAAUAUCGGUGUCGCGGCUUGAGGCUCAUGUACCUUUCGACGCCUUAGCAGGUGAACCUGUGCCGGUUGCACAUCAAAAUCAAUUUGGUAAUGACAAUAACGUUAUGAGUCAAAUAAGCGGCUUAGAUGUUAUGUCGGACGGUCUUACGCCCGGGUAUUAUGGACGUAACGGUAUUCUUGAGACACACGUGCGGGGUCAGUGGUAUCGCGUGUUUGUUACCCUCGAAGACGACUUUCUAUGCAUAACGCUAGACGAAUCAUACGAAAAUACCACCACACUCAACGGCACGCUUAACAAUAAUAUCGAAACGCCUAGUGGCCAAUGUGAAACCCCAGAUGUACCAGAUUCUGUAGCCAAUCAGAAGCGCCUGGUAAAAGUGAUUAAAUCAGAAAACAAUGGAUUGGGUAUAUCUAUUAAAGGAGGGAAAGAAAACAAAAUGCCUAUACUUAUUAGUAAAAUAUUUAAAGGUAUGGCAGCUGAUCAAACGGAACAGCUGUAUGUCGGUGACGCUAUUUUAUCCGUUAACGGAGAAGAUUUAAGAGAGGCAACGCAUGAGGAAGCUGUAAAAGCGUUAAAGAAGGCGGGAAAAAUAGUGGAACUUGAAGUGAAAUACCUGCGAGAGGUAACACCUUACUUUCGGAAAGCUAGCAUAAUCUCAGAAGUUGGAUGGGAGCUUCAAAGGGGUUUCCUGUCUGGUGCACCUCCAGCCGUUAGAUUUCCACAAAGAGCCGAUACUCGAUAUUUACCGUUGCAGCUUUGCCAUUUAGCUAGAAAUUUUAGAUUUCCAGAUCGGGAAAGUAGAACUCUAGAAUUACAUUCUCCUGAUGCUGUCCAUAGUUGUGUACUUAGAGCCCCAGAUAGUGCUGAUGCCAUCGCUUGGUUUAACACUCUUCACUCGGCGCUUUCUUUGCUUACAACAUCAGCUUUGCACGAGGCCUCUAGAGCUAUACCUGACCUAAGAUAUAUAGGAUGGUUACUGAGAAAACCUAGAUCUGAAAGUAUGUCCAGUUCAGAAAGUUCAGAAGAUAUGGACAGAUGGCAGUCGGUUUUUGCAGCUGUAACCGACAGCGAACUGCGGUUUUACGAAUGCGCUCCGUGGUCAAGCGAAGCAUGGAGAUCCCCAGCGGAAGCCUAUUCGUUAAUAGCCACGAGACUUGUAGGUUCUGGAAAAAGGGAAGAUUUUCCUGAAUUUAGUAUAAGAUGUGCCACUAUAGAUGGAGUAGUUACGCAUAGCCUAAGAGCUGAAACUCAUAGAGACUUGGCCAAUUGGGCAAAAGCCUUAGUCAACGGAAGCCAUGCAAGUGCUGUAACACAAAAGGAGCUAGUCUGUCGUUGCCUAUGGAAAGGUCGACCUGCCCAACUUAUAAUUCAUUACGAAAAUGGAUUUACCUUAUUAGAAGCUGGUUCCGGUUCUAAAACCCUAUGGAGAUUCUCAUUUGACAGACUACGAAAUUCUUCAGAUGAUGGAAAACGAUUUUUAUGGCUGGAUUUUGGUGCAGAAGAAGGAGAAAUGGUAAUGGAACUAGAUAUUGAAGGUUCCCCGAAACCAAUAGUAUUUAUACUGCAUAACUUCCUAUCAGCUAAGAUUCAUCGAUUGGGUUUAACGGCGUAAUUUUGAUGUUGUUAUAGAAAAUGUUGAUAAUAACUUUGUCAAUUCAUUGUAAAUUAUUUUAAAACGAUAUUAUAACUAGAGAAAAAAACAUACAAUUAAAAGGUAGUUUAUCUUUUAUAUGGUAAACCAGACAAACGUCAACAAUUUUGAACUAGGGUACUAUAAUUUUUUAACGAUUUUUAUUAUAGCUAUAUUUUAGUUAGUUAGUGAUCAAAAUUGUAAAUCAAGUGCGAUAUUGUAUAAGUAAAUUGUUUAAGCGCUAAAGGAAACUAUUUGUUUCUUCUCAACGAUUCGAAUUAUAUUUAAUUAUUCUUUAGGACUUAACAUAGAUUUAUGUCGAACAAGGGCUUUUUUUAUAGUCGAAUACAACAUUUUUUUGUUUUUAGGACGUAUAAAAAAAGUGCACUACUAUAAGACACACUUACAGCUUGCCGAUCGCAACGUAUUUAUAUACAGAGGAUUUUUAAAUAUUACCUAAGGAUGAAAAGGAAAACUCUUUUUUAUGUAAUUGUUGGCGUUUGUUAAAAUCUUAUAAUUAAAUUUGCAUAACUUUUAACAAAACUCGAUUCUUAGUAUCUGAAUUUUGAAAAUGAUAACAUAGGGUCGGUAAUUUUAGGAAGAGAUUGUGUUCUUACUUAAUAACCCAGUUAUAUUUCUCUGAAAACUGGCAACACCGCAUUUACCAAGUUAUUAUAGAAUCAUUUCUUUUUGUUAAACUUGUUACAGAUUGCUUAUUUCUUAAAGGAACUUAUUUCGUAACGGGAAAAAACUACUCUCAGUUUUUUUUAUGGUAAACACAAGCACAAGAGGAAAGUCCUAUGUCACUCUUGGAGUGGUGCUUGCGCAAAGAUAUUUCUGGGCAUUUAUCUUGAAUCGCUGUAGGUUGUAUGCGUCGGGAAAUAUGUGAGGUGGAAGCCCGUUCCACAAAGAAGAUGUUCUCCAGAUGAAUGAGUCCUGAUACAGCGACGUCCGUGGGGUAGGCAGGUGGACUCGAUGUUGAUGAGCCGCAACUGCUAGACGCGUCCUUCUUGCCGGAACAGCCCUGGGUGGAAUCAGGCCUGCCAGCUCAGAGGAGCACUUACCGUGAUAAUAACGGUAGAAUAAACAGAGAUCGGCCACCUUUCUCCUGUGCUCCAGACUAUCCAGACUCUUUGUCAGUUCUGGUUUGUCGAUAAGACGAAUAGCUCUCUUCUGUAUAAAAUUCAGCAGGUUUAAACUAUGCUUGGGUGCAGAGCUCCAGACAUGCGAGCAAUACUCGAGGGAAGGGCGUAUUUGAGCCUUAUAAAGAGUCAGCAGCUGUUCUGGUGUGGUGGGUAUAUAUAUAUAGUUAUAGCGUUGAUUGAAUAUUUGAGAAGAUGCACACCUUAUGGACGAAAAUGUACCCUCAAAUCUACCAGCCAAUGGGAUGGCGACACCGUCGCGUCGGUCGAAGUGAACCCGAGAAUUUUGCCAAACACGUGUGCCGACAGUCACUGUCUGCCUGCUUUGCAUCAUCGGCCCUAAAAACUCGUUUGAGCUGGUAUCUAUUAAUGUUUUCGACAGGUCUACAUCGAAAGAUUAUUUAAUUUUUUUGUGGACAUUUUGGGUCAUAAACAUUAAUUUAUUUUCUUUAAUAGCGUAGUUAAAAGCUGCUUCUCUUGCAUAAUAUACACAGUUAAGGACUUCAUAAUAAAAAAAAACAAUAAUGUAAGUUAAAAUCUCAGGUUCUAAAUCAAAUAUCGUUUGAGUGGAGUCAAACCUGUGGAAAUAUAGAU